CGGAGCUUACGAGAUACAGAGCCGAGUACCGCGAACGAACAGUUACCUUUCUGUUUCGAGACCGCGAGGAUCUAAUCGACGCUCACCUGAGCUCAGGAAACAACGCAAAGUUUCGGAUUUCUCGUUACCGAAACUAACAAAACGAGAAUGGGGCGGAAAAAUCAAACGACGUUGUUCCUUCUGUGCAUCAUUGUGCCUCUCAGUUUAGCCAUAUCAUCAUCCUGGAGGCCUAUUGUUCCAGCGCAAUUAAGCUCAAGCAUCGUUCAUCAAGAGGCAGUUUACGGUGAUGCUGCACUGCCCUCUUACAAUAUCAACGAAUCGCCUCUAGUUCAUCAACAAAUUCACUCGCAACAAGAUGAAGAUCAAUGCGGCCUUUACAAAGUCGGAAUGACCCAGCAAUUGUACUUUGAGUACAUUCACUACAAGGUCGUCAUGCCUGAUCUCAAGGAAUUUACACUGUGCAUGUGGACCAAGUUUACGAAUCACACCAAUGAUCAUCCAUUAUUUUCAUACGCAGUCGGUGAUCAGCCACGAGGAAUUUUAUCGUGGAUCGCAAACACGGCGAGAAGUUCUUACUACAUGAUGAACAUAGAUGGUCAUAAUCUCUACAGACUGAACUAUCCGUUGAGAUUGAACAAGUGGUAUCACUCCUGUCAGAGCUGGAACGGUCGUACGGGUGAAUGGCAAAUCUGGGUCAACGACGAGCGCGUGGGUCGCGGUUUCAACAACAGGCUCGUUGGUCACGUGAUCAAGGGCGGAGGUAUUGCUAUUUCGGGUCAGGAGCAGAGACAACUCGGUGGCGGGUUCCUUGAGGGUCCAGAAGCGCCUCCAGGUUCGGGUGGCUUACUCGGUGAAUUAACGAUGGUUCAAUUGUACAACGUCGCACUGACUGCCGGAAAGGCUCAUAAGGAUCAUAAGCAUCAUCAUGCUCAUCACUACGAGCACGAUACUUCGAACAAUCGACCUAGAACAACGACCCAGGCACCAGUGACUGGACCUCCAUUACCAAUGAACCCAUUCCUCACCGGAGGACAAAUAAAUCAUCGGGUAAAAAUUAAUUCUGGAGCCGACCUUCAGGUAGUGCAGAACGGUGUAACUCUUCGCCACCCCAAUUUACCUGCACCCGGUCCAUCAAUCAUCAGUUUUCCACCAAUUAAUCCUGAUGCUUUCAAGCCUGCGCCACCUCCUGCGCAACCUCAACCUUCGGCACUUCCUUCGUUUGCGAGCGCUUAUAGACCUUCACAGUUUUUUGACAACGGUGUACCUGAAUUGGCCGAGGCCCCAACUGGCUUGCCUGGCAAUGCCAACUCUUAUAGUUUCACAGAUGGACAAUAUCACAAUCUUUUUAAAAGAGAGAAAAAUCACAAAAGACAAAGUUCCCCGAACGACGAGACAAUAUCCUCUGAUGUUGAGAACUUCGAGUCUAAGAAGCAAGUUGUCAAGAGAGAAACAUCAUUAUCUGAUAUUAGGGUUUCCUUCAUUCCGCGAGAGAAUACGAGCGGAUCAGACGAUAAGGUGAUAGUGAAGCGAGAAUCUGAGAAGAAAAAACGAGGCCUCGUACAAUUGGACGAUGGUUCAUUGGUCGACGACUCUUUUCUCGUGCCACAGACAUUAAAUAACGAUUAUUUCGCUGGUCUUGCGAGUUUUGGUGAGCAAGUAGCGAAACAAACACCAAAGGAGAACGAGCGAGAACCAGCGGAGGGUGAAGUUAAAUUGGUAAUGGAUAUAUGCGAUGGAUGUGCGAUCGAGCCAUUUGCAAAAGCUCUCGUAUUCGGUUGGCGUACCGUACCGAAAAAACUCUAUUCUGGUGCUCUUUAUGUGCCCGCGGUACCAGCGUGCAAAGCAUUUUAAACGCAGUCACUAACAAUUAAAAAAUGCCAGUCACGAGGCGUUAAAUAUUUACGAAAUUAUCAUGAUCACGAUCGGACCGGUAUUCGGGAAAAUUACAGCGUUUUCCACAUUCAAGACGGAACUGCAAUGAAGAAUUGCGAAAAAAUCAUACGCAAAAAUCUGAAGGAACGUGAAACGUUUUCGUAACCCUACACAUGGGAAAAACUUGUAAACUUUGAUGUAGCAAUUUGUUUAUAUAUUUUUAUUCUCAAAUAGUUUUUCUUCGAGCUUCAAAUCGUUGAAUAAUUGGCAAGUAUAAAAGCACGAACGCGUUUCAGGUAUUUUUUAUAUUGACGCAAUUUUUAUAUCACACAAUUUUUGUAAUUUCAUUGACUUUCAAAUUGGAUACAGCAAAUAUUUUUAUCCAAUGUGAUGCGGUUUUGGUAAUUAGAGCAGCCUUGAAGUUUGGUUCGUGGUAUUUCAAUGUGGUUGAACAGGAGGGCGGAGGGGAGAGCUUCCUUGCAUAAAUCAUUUAUAAGGGUGCUUGAUAGUUCGAUUCUCGAUAUGUCAUUCGAGGAAGAUCUUUCGAGUACCCACGUAGCUCACUUUGUUUUAACUCGUCUUAACGAGAUUUCAUCUCAAAUAUUAAAUUUUUCAAUCCGUCAGGUAUCAAGAAAUAAUUUUUUCAUACGCGUUCACUGGAUCUCGGCAAAAAAACGUUUCCAGUACUCUGGAGCUUUGGUUAAAUAUUCACAACGAUGUCCGGAAUAUACUAUUCUUUGCAUUUGAAAUUAAAGGACAUUUCUGUUCAGUUUCAAUGUCGGGUUCUUAUAUAAGAUCGACUUUUGCCAUUUUUCCGGAAGUUGUGCUCAACAGGGGCAUUUCAUCAUUAUUCAAUAUAUACUUGUUUUUAUUUCUUUUCCUAAUUUUUUUGUAUUACGAUUUUUCCAUUCUGACUUCACUUUAUCGUUUGGAUACACGUGUAUUUAUUUCUGUAAUUUUUUAUUCUUGCUAUUCUGUGGCUUUUCCAUCUCACAACUCAUAGCGAUACGUUUUUUUAUUCAUACUGAAAAAUGAAAAAAAAAAAAAAAAAACAUGCGACGUAUGGCGUAACAUUGUACGAAGAAAAUACUCUGAAAAAGAUAUAAUGAAAAAUAAUAAUCAACGAUAAACCGACAGAACGAUAACGGAAUAAUGCGUAUUCUACGGCCCUGUUCAAAGAGCUCGUUCCAAAUGUCGAGAUUUUAUUUUUUUAAUGAGCUUAAUUUGAUAGAUUGAUAGCACAAGAUGUGCAAACAAAAGAACCAAGUGUACAGAAUUUUCAAUUGGAUUUAGAGAACGAUAACGUUAAAAGAAUAGGUUCAUCCUGUUAUCGCCGUAAGAUAUUUUUAUACGUAAGAUAGCCAAUUUUUUGUUUUUUUUUCUCCUUUUUUUUUAUUUACAAUUAGACUCCUGAUCAGAUUCACGAUGUACAGAGACGAAGUGAUUUUUUUUUGUAAUACUCUUCAUUUGUAUUUGUAAUGAAAAAAUCUAGCAGUAUGAAAAUAAAAAGAACAACAUGUGGUGACACUUUGUAGCUUAAUCGUGUGUUUCUGCCUGAUCAACGAUUAAUAUCUCAGAUUAUUUUAAACUUCAACUGUACAUUGAAACUCUGCGAAAUAAAACGAAAAUUGUUUUCAAAUAA
Messenger RNA from Venturia canescens, 3514 nucleotides. RefSeq lists its product as uncharacterized. The coding region runs from base 148 to 1851 and encodes 567 amino acids. NCBI's taxonomy places the organism in Eukaryota, Metazoa, Arthropoda, Insecta, Hymenoptera, Ichneumonidae. The record is from RefSeq and is a predicted model, not a curated record. The transcript has 8 exons.